Molecule: messenger RNA, 2150 nt
Organism: Lineus longissimus
Lineage: Eukaryota; Metazoa; Nemertea; Pilidiophora; Heteronemertea; Lineidae
Product: lysosomal proton-coupled steroid conjugate and bile acid symporter SLC46A3-like
Exons: 4
Coding region: 600-2048 (482 amino acids)
Biological process (GO): transmembrane transport
Cellular component (GO): membrane
Molecular function (GO): transmembrane transporter activity
Source: RefSeq, a predicted model, not a curated record
UCGAAGUUGCUGGAGUGGAGUCGCAUGUCUAAAUUUUUGAAGCCAAUACCCUCGAGGAGUGUCACAUGUAAUCACCCUCCGCCUAUUCCGAAGACCAAUAGGCCUACUGCCCUCUAGGUGUGGUGUUUACGAACAUUCGAUGACCGAUUUUGGAGGCGACGUCCUGUUCACCCAGUUGCGAAGACCAAGUCUGCCAGAGAGAAGCGCAUAGAAAGACCGAUUUUGCCGGUGUAAAUUCGUGUACACCAAUGCGAUGACAUUUUGCAGGAUUAUCCCUAUACUAAGUCCGAAUCCUGCAGUAGGAAAUUCGUGCUAUAUCAAUUGUGAAGGACCGCGUAAACCCAUGAUCAUAGACGGACAUUUCGUCUUCUUCAGGUGACGUGUUUCUGAGGGAAUUGCAUCAUUUACAUUCAUGCCGAGGACAAGUUAUGAAGGAGUCGAAGACCGCUUCAUAUUCGGGAGUUAUGUGGAAUCGAAGGAUUAGGUCUACUGGUGUAGCAUUUACCAGCGCUGGAGACAGAUCCCUAUAAUAUUUUGGUGCGUAGUCAGUCACAACCUACUUCACGAAGGACAGUCGGGAAUCUACGCAGAAAGACAAUAUGGAUAAAGAAGCGAUUCCCCUUGUCAGGUUUGAAUCAAAUGACUCAACGCCGGACUCAGAUACUCGCAGACUCCCCGAGGCAAGAACACGUAGGAUUAUAGUUGAACCUGUCUUUUUCCUCUUCUCUCUCGCCGUAGUUGGAGAAGCUCCCGUACUGGAGCAAUACGUCUACUCAAGAUUCAAACUAGAUUCACCUUUAUUUAAUGAAUCCAUCAAUAGGAACAGUACCUUCUGUCAAACGAACCAUUCUGAUCCAGAGUUUAUUGCCAUGGAAUCAGUUCAGAAGCAAACGUCACAUUUUCAGAUGGCCCUUAAUCUCGUCUGCAGUUCGCUGGCCAUGGUCACAACACUGGUGUACGGGACGUACUCAGAUUCGGCUGGGCGGAAAGUCGUCCUGAUUCUUUCCAUUAUGGCGCGGGCAAUUAAGUUUGUCUUCACCUCGUUUGUCAUUGGUUUUAAGUUGCCCGUUCAGUGGCUUUUGCCGGGAGAAAUCUUGGUGGGACUAGGCGGAGGCUAUGCUACCAUGGUAAUGGGUGUGAACUCGUAUCUCUCCGAAACGACCGCAACGGACACGAGAACAUUUCGGAUGGCAGUCUUGGAAACGUGUUUAGCAGUUGCCGUGUCAAUAUCUGAACUAGGAUUGGGAUAUUUCGUUGAGAAAUUAGGUUUUCUGUACCCAACUUUAACAUUAUUGGGCAUUUUAGUCAUAGACUUAAUCUAUGUGUGGCUUUUUGUCCCCGAAACGAGGCCGAGUAGGAAGGUCCUUAGGUCACCAAGACAAUCAUUCAUCGCGUUUUGUGCAGUGUACACGCAAAGAGAAGGAAAGCGACGCAUCAAGUUGAUGUUACUGAAUAUCAUGACGCUGACCUUUCUAAUGGGGUGCGGAGGUGCAAGUGUAGGGCUGCUGUUUAUGAUGAACACUCCCCUAUGCUGGGGACCAGUCCAGAUGGGUAUCUACCUAGCGAUAAGCUCCCUUGUGAGCCAGUUCGUCGGGUUGUUCGCUUUGAAGGUCUUCAAGAAGUUUGAAGUUUCGGAGAUCACGGUAGCUGCAAUCGGGACAGUCUCCGCUAUCGUCGGGAACGUAUUGCACGCUUGGGCGGCAACAACUUUCAUUAUGUACACAGUCUUCUUUGUUGCCAUGCUGAUGGUACUGCCACUGCCCGUGAUCAGAUCUAUCAUCUCAAGACAGGUCAAGCCAGAAGAACAAGGCACGGUAUUCGCAGGGGUGGCCAGUAUCCAAUCACUCAGUUCCUUGAUGGUCGGAGGCAUCUUCAUGUACAUUUACAAGAACACCCUUGUCUUCAUGCCGGGAUUUGUCUUCAUAGUAUCAGCUCUGUUCGGUGUUAUCACAAUCGCUCUAAUCCUGACCUACAUUUAUGUCUGUCGUUUAGCGGAUGAAAUGGAUGAGAGAAAACCACUGCAACAUGACUGGACAAACUGUAGCUAGAUGAGAAGGGGUGGACAUGGCCAUCGAACGAAUGCAGUCACAACACCUUGCUCGGCCUCACAUUAAAGCCCUCAUCAUUGGUGUACAUAACGUGUAUUUUAU